Molecule: messenger RNA, 3421 nt
Organism: Mixia osmundae IAM 14324
Lineage: Eukaryota; Fungi; Basidiomycota; Mixiomycetes; Mixiales; Mixiaceae
Exons: 11
Coding region: 149-3337 (1062 amino acids)
Biological process (GO): protein phosphorylation
Cellular component (GO): cytoplasm
Molecular function (GO): ATP binding; protein serine/threonine kinase activity
Source: RefSeq, a predicted model, not a curated record
GCAUGAUUCAAUUACGAGGCGCCUUUGACCUUAUGCGCGUGAGCUCGUAAACAGCACGUCGCGUGUGUCGAACCGUCGAAUCGUAGCGUGUGCCCCUCGCACUUGACGGGGCAGAUACAAACAUCCAUGCUUCAAGAGACGCUCAGUGAUGUCGACAUCGGUCGAGAAAGAAGCUCUGCCAGAUUAUAGUUUUGGCGAGAUCCUGGGCAAAGGUGCCUUCGGGUCGGUCUAUAGAGCCCUCUGUUGGACUACCGGUGAGACGGUCGCUAUCAAGCAAAUCUCCCUUGGCCGUUUCUCGAAAGCGGAGUUGCCAGAAGUGCUGGCAGAGAUAGACUUGCUCAAGGCGCUCAACCAUCCCGCCAUUGUUCAAUAUCGCGGUUUCGUCAAGACAGAGCAUUCGCUCUACAUCAUCCUCGAGUAUUGCGAGAAUGGCUCGCUUUACACAACUUGCAAGAAAUUCGGCUUGUUCACUGAACGGCUUGUCGCAGUCUACGUCGCACAAGUUCUCGACGGCUUAUUGUACCUGCAUGAGCAAGGCGUCAUCCACAGAGACAUCAAAGCGUCCAACAUCCUGGCAAACAAAGACGGCAAGGCCAAGCUGGCCGACUUUGGCGUUGCUACACGCGUCGGCGGCAGUAUGCAGUCUAGCGUUGUGGGCUCGCCUUACUGGAUGGCUCCGGAGGUCAUCGAUCAGACUGGCGCAUCUACAGCAUCCGAUAUCUGGUCUCUCGGCUGCGUUGUCGUCGAGCUCUUGACCGGCAAACCGCCAUAUUGGAAUCUUGACCCUCUACCCGCCAUGUUUCGCAUCGUCAGCGAUGAUGCGCCCCCACUUCCAGAUGGACUAUCUCAUGCAGCGAUCGAUUUCCUCAUGCAGUGCUUUCGCAAAGAUCCCAACAUUCGUGUUGACGCGAAGCGACUGCUCAGGCACAGCUGGCUCGCACAAAGCAAUGCAAGCGCCGGCGCGAGAGCCAAGGCCGUAGCAACAGCAGCAGUACCGGUCAGCACGUUGAGUAGACGAGAGCCGUCGUCACAGGUCGCUCAGAUCUUGGGGUCUCGCAUUCGUGCGACGAGCAAAACGGCAGCAGCACUUCCCCCUUCUGCCCCUAUAAAAUCGCUCUCAAAGCAUCAUGACGCCGACUCUGGCGAUUGGAACGCAGAUUUCGAGAACGGACCGUCUGCUGCAUUACCUUUGCUAAGCCCGCUCGCGCGAUCCGCCAGACCAAGGCCAAAAGCUUCGCAAUCCGAUGCGAACAUGAAGCGCAAUGACAAAGCGAUUGAGGAUUACUCUGGUAUAUUAUCGGAUAGUGAAGCCGAUCCUUUUGCAGGAAAGAUCCGAAAGUUCAAGCUCAAGCAAAAGGCGGGGGCAAAGCCGGUCUUGCAUCCAAGGGAUAUUUUGCCACCUGCAACGAGCGAGCAGCCUGUCCGGACGCCAAUCUUAGCGAUCAGUAAAUUUGUGGAAUCUGCUGAUGACGACUUCUCCGACCUUGGGCAGCCGCCGACUGAUUUGUCUGAUGCUUCACGAGCCAAUUCUCUGCAAUUACAUGAACGGUCUUCAGGCAGGGUCUGGCUCUCAGCUAGCGACCUGGACGACGAUGAAGAUGUCUUUGCCGAUCUCGAAGAUGGCGCUUCUGAAGUCGAUACAGCUACGCUUGCAAAUGAGCGUGAUGACGCGCGCGUCAAUGCCUUGGUUUCCAUGCUCGGCGAUGCCCUAUCGAACAGCGAACACUCAGCCUGUAGACAGAGCUGCACUUCACUGAUCGAUCUCUUUGCCGCGAAUCCACAGUCUCGCGAGCAUUUCAUCAAAUCCCAUGGGCUGCUCUACGCGCUCGAGGGCAUCUCGCGCCUGCAGGACACAAGCCUGAUCGCUCUUCUCUUGCGUCUUAUCAAUACGAUCGUGUCCGACGAUCAAGCAGUGUUCGCGUCAUUCUGUCACCUUGGCGCGUGCUCGAAGAUUCUUCCACUUAGCAGCAGUCGACAAGUCGAUGAGCUUCGGCAGGAAGCCGCCAUCUUUGUCAGCGCAAUGUGCCAGUCCUCGUCGUCUGCUGUCAUUUCUGCGCUUGUCGCAUCCGGUGGUAUGAGGUGUCUGGUCGAGAUGCUCGGCGCGGCCGGCAGCGAAAGCAAGGAUAUUGCUUGGCUAGCAGUAGAUGGCCUGCAUCGCAUCCUGCAUCAACAGACCUCAACCUACCGGCGCGAUCUCUGCCAGAUUCUGGCAUUUGAAGGCAUCUUCGAGUCGCUAGCACAAGUCCUCGAGACUUGUCAGACUGACGCCACUUUGUUCGCCUUUAAUGCGCGUCGGCAGACCUUGGAGAUGCUACAGACCUUCUCUCUUUGUGAUACGCGACUCAAGACAUCGAUGAUAGAGCCACGACUUCUGACGGCAUUGACGAAUGCGCUCGACUCGCUGCCUGCGGCAGACAUCUUACCAGCGCUGAAGACGAUGCAAAAUAUCAGCGCGAUACCAACUUCGUUGGAUCUGCUGCAAGCAGCAGGCGCUUGUGACAAGCUCGUCGCUAUACUUGGCCGAUCAAGCAAGGCGCAACAUCCGCCGCAGGGCGUUGCCGGCCCAAUCAUCAAUAGUCUCUACAACCUUUGCAGACUGUCUGUUGCUCGCCAAGAGGAAGCUGCCGUCGCUGGCAUCAUACCGCUGCUGCAGAACGUUGUCGCGAGCCGCUCACCUUUGCGCCAGUUCGCCAUCCCUGUCCUUUGCGAUUUUGCGCAUACGUCUGCGCGGUGUCGAUCAUUGCUCGGGCAGCACAGCACUCUCGCAACUUAUCUCACCCUGCUAAGCGACUCGUACUGGGCACGCCAAGCCAUGGAAAGCAUUGCCACGUGGCUACGGGAAGAUACAAAGCCUGUGCAAAAGGCGCUAUUGGCCGACGAUGCUCUCGAGAAGCUCGUCAUCAGCUUUUCAGACAAGGCGGGACCAUACGAAAGUCUCAUCGAGCCCCUCCAUCGUGUUAUGCGAAUCUCAGCCGCGCUCACGCUGAGAUUGUUCAGUCGAGGCAGAUUCUCGCGCGCCGUCUGCCUUCGCCUGUCGGAACAUCGACGUGCCGUUGUGAGGCUCGGUAUGCUUCGGCUGGUUCGAACAGCCUGCGAGUCUUGCCUCGAAGAGCAGCAUCCGCCUGCGCCAUUACUGGAGAUGCACGGCGUCAUUCAGCGAAUUGCAUCGGAUGACCCAGCCGUGCUCGUCAAGCAGCUCGCCGCACAAGUGCGCAAGGAUCUCAAACGCCUUCGGCAGAAAGCACAAGAUCAAAGUCAGGAUGGACGCGUUCUGAGAAGAGCCGAAGGUCCGAGACGUCAGCUCAGCGACUCUCGCGAGCACCGACAUCUUCGGUAAUUAUGUGACGAUAUAUCAGCCAUGUGUUGUCGUACGAUCAUGCACAUCAGUAGAGUCUGUACCGCUAAGGAGCGCGUUUGCCUG